Messenger RNA from Melanotaenia boesemani (Boeseman's rainbowfish), 4088 nucleotides. It is a transcript of the gene atf7a, whose product is annotated as activating transcription factor 7a. NCBI's taxonomy places the organism in Eukaryota, Metazoa, Chordata, Actinopteri, Atheriniformes, Melanotaeniidae. The transcript is spliced from 12 exons. Gene Ontology annotation, molecular function: cAMP response element binding; DNA-binding transcription factor activity, RNA polymerase II-specific. Gene Ontology annotation, biological process: regulation of transcription by RNA polymerase II. The coding region runs from base 19 to 1590 and encodes 523 amino acids. The record is from RefSeq and is a predicted model, not a curated record.
ACUGUGUCUCGAUAGCUCAUGAAUUCUCGCGAUAACUCUUCAUCGAGGGGAGUGUCAAAUUCCAAAAGAGAGGAGAGGGGAGCCAGAGAGAGGGGCGCAAGGUUACAUUGCAAGCUCUUUGUAAAAAUGGGGGAUGACAGACCUUUUGUGUGCAACGCUCCUGGCUGUGGACAGAGGUUUACUAAUGAGGACCACUUGGCGGUACACAAACACAAGCAUGAGAUGACUCUGAAAUUUGGACCAGCCAGGACUGACUCUGUUAUUAUUGCAGACCAGACACCUACUCCCACACGCUUCCUGAAGAACUGCGAGGAAGUUGGUCUCUUUAAUGAGCUGGACAGCUCUUUCGAACAAGAUGAUGAAGACAAGAGGGCCAAGAACUCUCUCCCUUCUGCCAACACUGUGGCUUUGGAUAUGAGUCUUCAGACGCCAUCAGAUGUGAAGGUGAAAAAGGAGGCACCUGUAGAGGUUGAUUCCUCGCCACCAGGCAGCCCUGAAUCUAUAUCUGGGAAUUCAGACAGCUACCAAGAGCCUGUAGUUAAAGGAAAGGACACACCACCUAGGAAUUCAGCUCCUACCCCAACUAUUGUGCGUCCAGGUUCCCUUCCUCUACAUUUGGGCUUUGAUGCUCUCCAUCCCACCAUGCCGUCACCCACUUCUGUUAUCACACAGGCACCACCUUCAAAUCGCACUUUGGGUUCACCGACCAGCCAUUACCCGAUGAUGAUGCUUCCCUCUGGUCAGGCAGUGCCCGUGCUACCUGGUCCCGUACAGAUGCCCUCUGUCAUUAAUCUGGCUCGACCCAUCUGUAUGGUGCCCAACAUUCCUGGGAUCCCCGGUCCUCCUCUGGGAGGCAGCAGCAGCGGCUCUAACUCCCCCUCUGGCUACAGCAUCCACUCAGAAGCCAAGAUGCGUCUGAAGGCUGCACUCUCCCAGCAGAGCCCAUCAGGACACAGUAUGGGAGCCAUGGCCAUGGGCAGUAGCCCCAUGGUACCACAAAAAGCCGAGCAGAGCCAGCUUCUUGUCCAGCAGCCAGACGCACCAUCACCUGCACAACCUCAGGUAUCUCCAGCACAGCCUACAGGUGGGCGUCGACGGCGGACGGCAGAUGAUGACCCAGAUGAGCGAAGGCAGCGUUUUCUGGAGAGGAACAGGGCAGCGGCAUCUCGCUGCAGACAGAAACGCAAGCUAUGGGUCUGUUCUCUGGAGAAGAAGGCUGAAGAACUCAGCACUUUGAACGUCUCACUGUCGAAUGAGGUGUCACUUUUAAGGAAUGAAGUGGCUCAUUUGAAGCAGUUGUUGUUGGCCCACAAGGACUGCCCUGUAACCACCCUACAAAAGAAGACUGCCUACUUAGCUGCAGAGGAGAACAUGAAAGACACCUCAGAGCCUACAGGUUCCCCAGCCCCAGUGAUUCAGCACAGUUCUUUGGCGCCCAGCCCUUCGGCAGGUCAAAACGGCCUUAACUCAAGGGCAGCAGCUGAGGCCAUGGCCAUGUCUGUGCUGGCAGGAAUGGGCCAGCAGCAGAGGGCUGAGAGUGGACCCUCUCACAUUAUCAUGGCUGCACAGUCUCAAUCUGCUGCCAGAUGAUGAGCAGUGUCACCACGACCCAGACAUCACCCAGGGGUAGAAAAGACGAUCUUCAACUUUAAAAGUCAUCAAUUCACAUCUCCACCAUCAACGCUUCUCUUUUUAUCCUUCCUGCGGAGUCAUCAUGCUGUGGCCUGGCGCUCAGCAGCAGCCUUCUGGUAAUGGACUGAGACUUUUGAGAGAGCUUCCUGUUGACUUUUGCCAUAGACUACAGGGGCUGGACUCCAAUAUCCCUCCCCUUUGCCUUCCUGCUCAUCUCUCCUCACCUGUCAAAAUGACUCCUCUUCAGACUGUAAAGGACUGCGCCGGUAAAUCUGCCAUGAGGAACUUCCUAUGUGAACUGAUACCACACUUGUACACUGUUUCAAACACACAGGCAUCACAUAAACAUUUUUAUCAUAUCAGAUACCAAAAAACACACACGGCUUGUCACAGUCCUCAGCAGGGAAAAGUGCCUCGCGCUUCUCGACAUGUUAGCCACACUCAUGCCAUUACAGCAUACGUCCCUGCACAUCUUCAUAUAGUUCUCUGACUUUACUCAGACCUUUUGCUAAUGGUUCCACCUCAAGGUAAUGUCAACAUGGACCCAAAAACUUUACCUCAUAUACACCCCUCUAUGAUAAAAUGUAUUAACUGUGUGUGAUUUUAUAUUUAUAUAUACCAGAACAUUGCAGUACGGCUACUCCUGAUCUGAUGCAUUAUAAGUUGGAUUGUUAGCAUGUUACUUUUUCUAAUUGAGUGUUCUGUUCUGAUAAAGUAUCUGCAGCUAUGUUGUUUAUCUAAUUGGCACAUCCUUACAAAUCCACAGAACAAAAAAAAAAAAUAAAUAACUUUGAUUAUGGCUUCAAUUCUGUUCGUUGGCAAAUGUGGUCAUCUAGCCUGAAGGGAAUUGAGUUUCUCCCAUUCUUCACAUAUUUUUUAAGUGUGAAAAUAAGCUGAUCAGCUGGUUGGUAGGUUGGCAGCCUUUUCACUGUUAUAACUGUUUUUAUCUGUGUUGUCCCUGGACUUCAUUUAACUGUUCUUGUCACACUUCUCAGGACGUCCUUCCUGCUUCUUGGAAGUCCGAUGAACCCUGUUUGUGUCUGUUGUACCAAACUAAACUAAGCCAUAAUUACAACAAAACAAAUCUCUGAAUCUCCAAAGACCACUUGGUACUUGUUUUGAGACAGGAAGCAAAUAACCUGAGUGUUAUUUUGUGAUGCAGACGUUAAAGUAACACAGCCCACAGUAUAUCACUGCUUGUUAGUUGCACUUAGAUUCACACACAAUGCCUGAUGAUUUUUGCCUUAAGACCACAUGGGUGCCUCCAAUAUCCCCACAUCGAUGUACGGAGAUUUGCUGAUUUGAAAAACUACUCAGCCUUUAUAGAGCUUUUUAUAUAUGCUUUGUUCAGAUGAAAUACAGCCAACAAGGAACAAAAGGUCUGGUAAUUAGCUAAAGAUUUCUCAAAGCCUUCAAGUCUGUUCAAUUGACAGAAUACUAUUUUUAAUAUUACAGUUCAUGUCUGUCAUCUGGUGGAGAAACGCAGCAAAGACAUUAUUUGCAACAGAAGCUGUAAGGUCUUGUGACUUUCUAAAAAGCUCCAGUUCUUUAGAAAUCUCACCAAUAUUUUAGCAAAAUAUAUUUUGCAUAAACUUUGAAGCAAGUUGUCUGAUUUUCUUGCUUUUCUCAUACAUUUCUGUCUUCCUGUUCUCAGAUUUUAUUAUAAAGACAUGUCUGUAUGCACUAAUGAAAUUUAUUUGCUUUAUUGAAUUGCUUUGUAUUUCUGUUCAUCUGUUUAAGUUUUUGCAGCUCUUCUGUCCUCUUGGCCAUUUUUCCCCCAAGAUGUCAAAACCUUAAACUUUGACUGAAUCUCUCAUCCUACAGUCCCAAUGGUGACCGUGGCAUUUUAUUGUACUCGCUGGCACUAUAUCUAGCUAGUAGUCCCAUAUAGACGAUUGUUCAUAUGAAAUGAAAAUUCAAACUAUAUUUAGCAAUCAUGCUUUUGUGUAUUUUGUGUCAUGAGCACCUCUCUUUUUGUGUGUGUGUGUGUGUGCUGUUUUCAGCACUACAUGACCUCUCAUUCUUUCGGUUGUACUGAUGAAUAUUGAGACUAAUUUCUUUAACAAAAUAAGUCAUUUUGUUGGUUUGUUUCCUCUAAAGAAAAUCUCCACUCUUUUUAAAACAUUUGUUACCACCCAUGUUACACCUUUUAAGGUGAAUCUGGUCAUGUCCUUGUCUAACUUAUUAUUUUAAUUGGUCAAUUUACAUAAUGUCUUGGGCCUUUUUUUAUUAGGAUUUUUAUGAAAGAAGCAGUAAAGUGAAAAAUUGCAACAAUGUGAAAGUUGCACAUAUCGUUUUUCACACUCCCUUUGUCAGACUGUUGGUUUCAGAAUAUAUCUUGUACAUAUCUGUACUAUAUGAAUAUAUCUACUUUUCCAUGCAUGUCCAAGUGGAAUACCGUGAACACUUACAGUGCUGCAGUUUUAAUUAAAGAACCUACAGUUUAUUGAACAUUA